AUGUCUGGCGACUGGCAGCAUGGACUAUUUGGCUGCUUUGACAACUUUGGCCUGUGCAUCAUCUCCUACUUUGUACCCUGUUACACCUUCGGUAAGAACGCCGAGGCUAUUGGGGAAAACUGUUUCACAUGUGGCCUGGCGUAUAUAGUUCCUCUGGUCAACAUUGUGGCGGCCAUCAAGGUCAGGGGCAAGAUCCGCGAGACGAGGGGCAUCGCCGGCUCUACCUUCAAUGACCUCCUGCUCAUCUGUUGCUGCCCACCAUGUGCCCUGGUCCAGGAGGCCCAGGAAGUACAAGUGCCAGGCGUUCAAUCGAUGGCUCGAGAGUAA
This is a messenger RNA of Biomphalaria glabrata, 327 nucleotides long. RefSeq lists its product as uncharacterized. The transcript has a single exon. Bases 1 to 327 code for a protein of 108 amino acids. Lineage: Eukaryota; Metazoa; Mollusca; Gastropoda; Planorbidae. The record is from RefSeq and is a predicted model, not a curated record.